AUGAGCCCCGGAGAGGCGCCCGGUCCCCGCUCUCCGGAUCGCCCGCGCCGCGACGACAAGAUCCAGACCUCUCCGAUGUGUCCAGGCUUUUCUGGUGGUGUGCAGUCCUUUGCAGCCCAGCUCGUAGUGGAGGCCGACACCUUCGGGAGUCAGGUGCGAAUCCGAGGCAAGGAGACCAACUUCUACCUGUGCAUGACCCGGCGCGGGAAGCUGGUGGGCAAGAAGCCCAACAACAGGAGUGACGACUGCGUGUUUGUGGAGAAGGUGCUGGAGAAUAACUACACUGCCCUGAUGUCGGCCAGGUACAAGGACUGGUACGUGGGCUUCACGAAGAAGGGGCGCCCGCGUCGGGGCCCCCAGACUCUGCCCAACCAGCAGGACGUCCACUUCAUGAAGCGGUACCCCUCGGGAGAGCAGCCCGACCCCCAGCCCUUCCGCUUCACCACCGUCAGCAAGCGCACCAAGAGGCUGCGAACGCCCAGCCCCCGAUAGAGCGCCCCCCGCAGGCAGCACUGCGAACUGCUGAGCCCCUCUCUGCCCCACGGCCCUGGGCAGUGCAGACAGGAAGGUACACAGGAGAGCGUGCAGCACCCAUGCUUCUCCAGCCAGUGCAUUGUGUGAUUCUUCUUUCUUUCUGCUGUGUGUGUGCUGUCCUCAUAUUGCUAAGACACUGCACUAUAGAGAGGACAGUGUAGACAGUACGCUAUAGACAGGACGCUAUAGCUACUACACCGAACAGUACACUAUACCCAGUACAGUGUAGACAGCACACUAUAGAUAGAACAGUGUAGACAAUGCACUGAAGACAGUACACAGUAGACA
Lepisosteus oculatus (spotted gar) is the source of this 822-nucleotide messenger RNA. The record is from RefSeq and is a predicted model, not a curated record. Lineage: Eukaryota; Metazoa; Chordata; Actinopteri; Semionotiformes; Lepisosteidae.